Sinocyclocheilus rhinocerous is the source of this 1199-nucleotide messenger RNA. RefSeq names its product trafficking protein particle complex subunit 2 (gene trappc2). Lineage: Eukaryota; Metazoa; Chordata; Actinopteri; Cypriniformes; Cyprinidae. The record is from RefSeq and is a predicted model, not a curated record. Bases 262 to 684 code for a protein of 140 amino acids. Gene Ontology annotation, biological process: endoplasmic reticulum to Golgi vesicle-mediated transport. The transcript is spliced from 5 exons.
UCGUUAUGACGUAAGCUCUCUCUCAGCGCUCCCAUUGGCUGUUUUGUGUCAGCUGGGUCAAUGCACCGGAAACGGGAACUCUUGAUCGCGUUGAUCCUCAUCUGCUGUAGUUCAGUGUAUGUUUAAUUAUUUUCCACAAUAUUCGCUUUGUGACUUACAUAAUUAGUUAUUUAUUUAAAGGAGGUGUUUUUAGAAUGGGUCAUAAUUUCUGAACUGAAACUGAAGUCAUACUUGCUGUGCUCUAAACUCUGAUUAUUAACCAUGUCGGGGAGUUUUUAUUUCGUUAUGGUGGGUCACCAUGAUAACCCAGUGUUUGAGAUGGAGUUUCUCCCUCCUGGAAAGUCAGAAGCAAAGGAUGACCACAGACAUCUGAACCAGUUCAUCGCUCAUGCUGCUCUGGAUCUGCUGGAUGAGAACAUGUGGCAGUCCAACAACAUGUACCUGAAGACUGUGGACAAAUUCAACGAGUGGUUUGUGUCUGCCUUCGUCACAGCUGCUCAUAUGAGAUUUAUUAUGCUCCAUGAUGUUCGGCAAGAGGACGGAAUCAAGAACUUCUUUAAUGAUGUUUAUGAUCUGUACAUCAAGUUUGCAAUGAAUCCCUUCUACGAAGCCAACGCACCGAUUCGCUCCACAGCUUUCGACAGGAAAGUGCAGUUUCUUGGGAAGAAGCAUCUGCUCAGUUGAUUCAUUUGACUGAAUGUUUUUUGCGUUUUUGUUGUCAUGCAUAAAUAUACAGGUGUGCUGUUAAUGUUUCAGUUGUUUAUACUCAUCAUUGCCAGCUUAUAUUCACACUCUUACCUACUACUGUACAACAAAUGAAGUGUGAUUAGAUUAUUUUUAAAGCAUAAAACAGGAAUGCAAAAAUAAAUGUACACACUAAACCUUUCAAAUGCAACAACUAUUACCUGUGGUCAGCCGCAUGAUGCUUUUGUACAAUACUGUACUAAUAACCUUAAAUCAAAUAAACAAUUUCAUCCACUACUGUUCAAUACUUCUUUAAUUUCAAUAUAACAAUGUACAAUAUUGAGAUUUUAGUGCUUCUUUUCAAAGUACGUGCUUAGACACUUCACCUCAUCCAUAUUUUUUUCAUAUCAUCCAUACUCUCUACAUAAUUAUGCUAAUAUAUAUUAGAAAUCAGCCACAGUGUAUGAACGCCUGUCCUGCAUAAGUUAAUCAUAGUUAUAGGAAAAGAAAAUCAC